Siniperca chuatsi (mandarin fish) is the source of this 3203-nucleotide messenger RNA. RefSeq names its product transcription factor CP2 (gene tfcp2). Gene Ontology annotation, cellular component: nucleus. Lineage: Eukaryota; Metazoa; Chordata; Actinopteri; Centrarchiformes; Sinipercidae. The coding region runs from base 420 to 1910 and encodes 496 amino acids. The record is from RefSeq and is a predicted model, not a curated record. Gene Ontology annotation, biological process: regulation of transcription by RNA polymerase II. Gene Ontology annotation, molecular function: RNA polymerase II cis-regulatory region sequence-specific DNA binding; DNA-binding transcription activator activity, RNA polymerase II-specific. The transcript has 16 exons.
CAUGAAGAAGAAGAGGACGAAACGGAAAUUACGGCAGCGCCUCUUCCCUGACGAAGCCAGAUAAACAAACAAAAGCAAGCUAUUACAGUAGAUAUAUUUAGGAGUCAGAAUUAGUUUUGAUGUGUUUCUAUUUAUAGAUAUGUCUAUCAGGAAUAAGUUAUUCCCGUGAAUCCCCAAUAACUGAGGCAAAAAAGGGCUAGCAUCCUACUUGCUAAGUUAGCUGGCAGGCUUGUAGUGGUUAGCUCGACAUGUUUAUUUUAGUGCUGGGGCGAAGGAGCACGACAUGAUGGCAUGACACUGUCGCAGUGCUAGCAAGUAGCUACAGUUUCAUUUAAAGAUUGGACGGUUGUUGGAAACAGGUAAAACUUAGCUUAAGUUUUAACCGGAACUGCACUCCGUAAGAUCUUCACAUCGUCACCAUGGCGUGGGCUUUGAAGUUGCCUCUCACGGAUGAAGUGAUUGAGUCCGGACUGGUCCAGGACUUUGAUGCCAGUCUCUCGGGCAUUGGCCAGGAGCUCGGUGCUGGGGCAUAUAGCAUGAGUGAUGUACUUGCCCUCCCCAUCUUCAAGCAGGAGGAGUCCAACCUUCCUCCAGACACCGACAACAAGAUCCUACCGUUUCAAUAUGUUCUGUGUGCAGCUACCUCGCCAGCCGUUAAACUGCAUGAUGAAACACUCACCUACCUCAACCAAGGCCAGUCCUAUGAAAUUAGAAUGCUUGACAAUCGAAAAAUUGGGGAACUUCCUGAAAUCACUGGUAAAAUGGUGAAGAGCAUCAUCCGUGUGGUGUUUCAUGAUCGCCGACUUCAGUACACAGAGCACCAGCAGCUGGAAGGCUGGCGCUGGAACAGGCCUGGGGAUCGCAUCCUCGACCUGGAUAUCCCCAUGUCCGUCGGCAUAAUCGACCCCAGGGCUAACCCUACUCAGCUAAACACUGUGGAGUUCCUUUGGGACCCAUCAAAAAGAACCUCAGUUUUUAUCCAGGUACACUGCAUCAGCACAGAAUUCACCAUGCGCAAGCAUGGAGGAGAAAAGGGUGUGCCUUUCCGCAUCCAGAUCGACACGUUUAAAGAAAAUGAGAAUGAAGAGUACACAGAACACCUCCACUCUGCCUCCUGCCAGGUCAAAGUCUUCAAGCCUAAAGGUGCGGACAGAAAGCAGAAGACUGACAGGGAGAAAAUGGAGAAAAGGGCGCCACAGGAAAAGGAAAAGUACCAGCCAUCCUAUGAAACCACAAUCCUGACAGAGUGCUGCCCCUGGCCUGAGGUCACAUAUGUCAGCAACUCUCCAUCUCCUGGCUUCAACAGCACACACAACAGCUUCCCAGUUGCAGAAGGAAAUGGAUCACCAAACCACCAGCCUGAGCCCGUUGUUCAGGUAGCAGAUAAUCUGUUACCCACAGCAACUCCGCAGGAUGCACAACAGUGGCUUUUAAGAAACCGCUUCUCACCCUUCUGUCGGCUCUUCACCAACUUCUCAGGGGGAGACCUGUUGAAGCUGACCAGGGAGGACGUCAUUCAGAUCUGUGGGCCAGCUGAUGGUAUAAGACUCUUCAAUGCACUGAAGGGGCGGGUGGUACGACCGAGGCUGACCAUCUACGUGUGCCAGGAGUCUCAGCAGGCACGGGAACAGCAACCGAAACAUGAAAACGGAGAUGCUGCCGCCAACGCUUUCUUUGUAUAUCACGCCAUUUACCUGGAGGAGCUCACAUCUGCUGAGCUGACAGAGAAGAUCGCUCAGCUCUUCAACAUCUCACCCAGACAGAUAAAUCAGAUCUUUAAACAGGGUCCCACUGGCAUCCAUGUACUGGUCAGUGAUGAGAUGAUUCAGAACUUCCAGGAUGAAGUAUGUUUUGUUUUGGACACUAUGAAAGAUGACACAAAUGACGGCUACCACAUCAUCUUGAAGUGAAUGCUGGGCAGGAGAAUAGCGUUGCUCUCUUCGAUAGACCUGCUCCAGUCAGCCCCUCUAGAGCUUCAUACUCCUUGCUGUUCCUGGAAUAUGUGGAGAUGCCCCAAGAAACCCCUUGAGGCUGCUAGGAGGAAUAUGCGACUGAAACACCUAGCCCUCUCACUAUACCUUACUGUCUUACUUUUGAGGGAGUGACAGUUACCACAGUGAGGUGACAAUCUCCUUCUCGCCCUACCAUUGUCUCCCUUAAAUGGUUGCAUUUUCCUCUGUCGCUUAUGUCUCAUGAACGAGGUUAGUGGCAGUACAGCUGCUAUCACUGUUCAUUUGUUAGCUGAGCAUCUGGUGUGCCAAGGCUCUGUGCUUCAGAAACAGUUUGUUGUCUCUUUAAAAACCAACAACCAAAAAAAGGGGGGAAAAAAAAUCAAAGCGACAAAAAAGAGACACCUACUCUGACAGUACUUGACUUUCAGUCUGCAAUGCAGCAUGAUUUCUCGUCUUCAUGCUAGGUUGCCUUGCCGGGAUCCACUUAAACCAGUCUGGGAGACACAUGGUAUAGCUAACACAAUCACACAGUCACAUCAAAGAACCACAAGAGGCAUCUAAAUCAGCAAUCAGGACAUUGAGGGAAACUGUUGGAAUCCAGCUGUUCUCCAUAACAUCUGCGAUUCCUUUCAAAGCUAACAAUGUCAGUCUUUUACUGAUUUGAACUGUUACUUUUAACUUUUUCCAGACUCCCAAACACUGUUUGGUCCUUUUUAUAGUUAGUGUAGAGCGCAUACUGGCACUUGUGGUUGUUACUUAUGAGUCUUGAAUGAUGAUGAAACACUGUCUAUGUUAGUGAUCACAGUGACAACACCAGCAAACUGUCUCCAGUCCAUGUACUGCAUUUCCCUGUCAGCUUAUUUAGCAUUUCAUUAUGUUUAUUUUCCAACAUUAUUUGUAAAUAGAUCAUUAUUUUAAAAUGUUGCCAUAGGGAAUCGUGUGUUACUUUGGCAGUUAAAAAAAAUCUUUUUAACAUACUAUCUUCAUCAUUGUUUUUGGAUGUUACCACUUCCAAAUACUAAUACAUAUAAUGGGCUGUUGGACACACCAGAGCUGCAUGUGAAAAGAUAUGAUUUGUUUAUGUUCAGUCCAUUGUACUGCUUACAUGAAAUUGAUAGCAUGACAUUUUAGAUAUCCAUCUUUGCCCAUCUCAUCAUCAUCAUUAAAAUACUUACCCAUGUAUUGACUGCCACCUGUUGUCUGCUUUAUAAUCUUUGCAAAAAUAAAAGAAAUGUGUUUUUUUAAACAAUA